AUGGCGCCAAUAUUGGAGGCUUAUUCCGGAUACCUCACAGUAUCACACAUCUUACUUGCAGGAGCAUCUCUUGCCAUCAUCCUACCCCUGGGCCAGUUCAUCUACAACAUCUUCUUCCACCCCCUCGCAAGCUUUCCGGGCCCCCUGCUAUGGCGCGGCUCCAACAUACCCAAGAUGAUAUCGCAGGUCCGGGGCACCAUCCACUUCCGCAUGCUCGAGUUCCACCAGCAGUACGGCCCCGUGGUGCGCCUCGCCCCGGGGGAGCUGACCUACACCUCGGCCACGGCGGUCACGGAGAUCUACGGCAGCCGCAGCGGCGGCAGGAAGCUCAUGGGCCCGCAGUCCUCGCUCGGCGCCAACGAGAAGGCCAUGUUCGGGGCGACCAGCUUCCUCUGGCUCGAGGACCACAAGGAGCACGCGCGCCACCGCAAGGUCGUGGGGCAGAUGUUCUCCGAGUCGAGCCUCAGGGCGCAGGAGCCCCUGGUGCUCGGCUUCGCCACCCUGCUGAUGCAGCGUCUCCGCGAGAGGGCCUCGAGGGGGGAGGUCGUUGACAUGUGGGCCUGGUUCAACUUUUAUACCUUUGACAUCAUUGGUGACCUGGUAUUCGGCGAAUCUUUCGGCUGCGUGGAGCACGGCCGCUUCCACCCCUGGAUCAGCUUCAUCUUCUCCAACCUGACCAACAUGAUGUACGCGCAGAUGAUCACCACCAUGGGCUACCUCGGCAGCUUCAUCCAGGCGCUGGUGCCCAGGAGGAUCAUGGCCCAGGCGUUCGCGCACGCCCAGUCCACCCGCGAUAAGGUCGACCGGCGGCUGGCGCGCAAGGACGUCCGGCCGGACCUCAUCAGCGGCAUCUGGCACAAGAUCGGGGCGCCGGGGGGCAUCUCCCUCGAGGAGCUGUACGCCGACUCCCAGAUCAUGAUCACGGCGGGCAGCGAGACGAGCGCCACCCUCCUCGCCGUCACGGUGUACUACCUGAUGCGCUGCCCGGACAAGUUCGCUGCGCUGGCGGGGGAGGUACGCGGUGCUUUUGCCUCUGAGGGGGAACUUGUUUUCUCCGCUGUCUCGCGGCUGCCGUACCUGAACGCCGUCGUGGAGGAGUCCCUGCGCAUCCACCCGCCGCUGCCGGCUGGCAUCAAUCGCGUCGUCCCCGAGGGCGGGGCCAUCAUCGACGACCAGUUCGUUGCUGAGGGCACGGUGCUGCAGGUUCCUAGCUGGGCUGCUUUCCACCUCGAGGAGAACUUCGUGGACCCCUGGGAAUACGUGCCGGAGAGGUGGCUUGGUGAGGCGUGUCCCGCUCGGUACGCAGAUGAGAACCACGAUGUGUUCAAUCCGUUCAGCCUGGGCCAGAGAUCAUGCCUCGGGCGCUCUCUGGCGUACAUGGAGACGAAAGUCUGUAUCGCGAGGCUGGUCCUCAACUUCGACAUGGAGCUGAUGGAGGACAGCAAGGAUUGGAACAAGCAGAAGGUGUUUCUGCUGUACGAGAAGAGGCCUCUGAAUGUGAAGCUGACGGAGGUUACCAAGACUGAGAAGGAUGGACUCGUGGCGUAA
This is a messenger RNA of Diaporthe citri, 1548 nucleotides long. RefSeq lists its product as uncharacterized. The record is from RefSeq and is a predicted model, not a curated record. Lineage: Eukaryota; Fungi; Ascomycota; Sordariomycetes; Diaporthales; Diaporthaceae. Bases 1 to 1548 code for a protein of 515 amino acids. The transcript has 4 exons. Gene Ontology annotation, molecular function: iron ion binding; oxidoreductase activity, acting on paired donors, with incorporation or reduction of molecular oxygen; monooxygenase activity.